Messenger RNA from Pestalotiopsis fici W106-1, 480 nucleotides. RefSeq lists its product as uncharacterized. Gene Ontology annotation, molecular function: nucleic acid binding. NCBI's taxonomy places the organism in Eukaryota, Fungi, Ascomycota, Sordariomycetes, Amphisphaeriales, Sporocadaceae. The transcript has a single exon. Bases 1 to 480 code for a protein of 159 amino acids. The record is from RefSeq and is a predicted model, not a curated record.
AUGUUCUGGGCCGGAAUCCUAUAUGGAAAUCGGACCGCGCUGGUGGCCGUUCCCGGGGACCCCGAAUCGAAAAAAGGUGGCGCGUCGGCACGAGUAUAUAAGUCUAUCCUCGAAGAACACCUUCCUACGAUAAUGGAUGCAUCCACGGUCUUUAUGCAUGACAAUGCUCCUAUUCACACAGCUCACAGCAUUGUGGAUUGGCUCGAGGAGAUGGCCUUCACCGUUCUGGAUUGGCCCCCGUACAGCCCUGAUCUUAACCCGAUUGAAAAUCUGUGGUUUUGCCUUAAAGAGAGGAUCUGCAAAAAGGAUCCAGAACUGUCAACACUCUCCGCUAACUUUGAGUCGAAAGAACGGCUAAUUACCGUUGCGGAAGAUAUCUGGGAAGAUAUCGAACAAGACCUCAUCAACCGGGUCAUAUUAAGCAUGCCGCGCCGUAUUAACGCGAUUAUCAACGCCAGGGGCUGGUAUACAAGAUAUUAA